AUGGCCGACGUGCAGCGCCCGCCUCCUCGCGCGACCCUCCCACCGACCCGCAGCAGGGCCUGGACCGCCGGUGCCCACCGCUCCAUCCUCACCGAGGAGCUGUGCUCGCUGCCGCUCUACCGGAGGCUGGUGAGCAGCGAGGCGGACGCAGCGCUGCUUGCGCAGCUCGAGCGCGAGUUCACCGCGCUGGUCGAGUCGGCGGGCGAAGACGGGGAGGACCUCGUCUGCGUCCGGUUCCCGGUCUAUCUCCCGAGCUCUGCGCGUGCGCUGGUCGCCGCGUGCGCCCGGCGCUUCAAGCUGCGCCCCGAGUCGUUUGGCGAGGAGGAGAAGCGCUUCAUGGCCGUCUACAUGCACCCUCGCUCGGCCGUCAUACCCGUGUUGCGGCUCGAGGACUUUGCGCACGCCACGAGCUACUACGCCCUGCCGCCGCCGCCACCCGCGCCAACCUACGACAAUCGGAGGGACCAGUUCGGCAGGCGCCCCGACUCUGUGGUGGAGCUCGAGGCGCCGGAGCGGCCGCUGCGGCACGACUACAGCAGCUGGCGGUCCCCCGCUCCGGAGCAGCGCGAGCCCGUCGGCUACGAAUGCGAGGCGGCCGGCUGCCACGCCCACCUGAUCGAGCUCGCCAGCUUUGAGCCAGAGCUCGACGCCGCCGGCCCGCUCAGAGGGGCAGUCGCCGGCGCGCUGAGAGGGGCGCUGCCUGGCCUCAUCACGCUGCGACCGCUGCCCGCCGGCUUUGUUGCCGUCUUCAGCAGCGCCGUCGCCGCCGAGGCGGCCACGAUAGCGCACCGCCAAUUCCCCCACGACGUCGGGGGCGAGGGCGAGGGGGCAGACUGGCCUCGCGACCUCUCGCUCGCCCUCCCCGGCGGCGAGCGGCGAUGCCGCGCGAGGCCCCUCUCCCUCUUUGCGCAGCGACCUCGCGCGAGCGGCAGAGGAGGAGCGCCGCGCGCGCUUCAGGCGGCGUUGCGCGGUGUCGGCGGCGGGGGAGGGGGAAACGCAGGCCACAGCGCACAGGUUCGCGGCGUCUUGCCUUUCAUGAAUGGCACGUCGUACGCCGAGAGGUCAGGGCGGAGGUCGUCGAACACGAUGUACAGCACGUUGCGCGCGGGGGCGGCGGCGAUGGCCAUCGCCGCGGCGGAGGACUCCAGCGCACGGCGUCGCGCGUAUGACGGGGGCGAUACCGAUCAUCCGGCCCGCUGGGUGUGCUCCUUAGCUCCCCGGCCCUGGAUGUGA
Emiliania huxleyi CCMP1516 is the source of this 1233-nucleotide messenger RNA. RefSeq lists its product as hypothetical. The transcript is spliced from 4 exons. Lineage: Eukaryota; Haptophyta; Isochrysidales; Noelaerhabdaceae. The record is from RefSeq and is a predicted model, not a curated record. Gene Ontology annotation, molecular function: nucleic acid binding. Bases 1 to 1233 code for a protein of 410 amino acids.